Rhincodon typus (whale shark) is the source of this 1857-nucleotide messenger RNA. Its product is annotated as TBC1 domain family member 4-like. The record is from RefSeq and is a predicted model, not a curated record. The transcript has 6 exons. Bases 517 to 1857 code for a protein of 446 amino acids. Lineage: Eukaryota; Metazoa; Chordata; Chondrichthyes; Orectolobiformes; Rhincodontidae.
GCCUCUUCCACUUGCGGGUAAUCCUGAGCUCAAACCGAGAGUAGCCCCGGGAGAUAAGAGCACGGCAGCUGCUCGCUAACUCGCAGGCGCUGGGGAUCGAGGCGCAGCCAAAGGGCGCAGGAGGCAUUCUGCAGACUGGGAUUUGUGUGUGGAAGGCAAAUCGUUAAUCGGGCCAAGAUUUGACAGGCUAUUGACGUUUACGGAUCCUUAUGUAAUCGGAAACAAUAAUGCGUGAAGUGCUGAGAUAGCAAAUAUCGAUAAGAAUCGGGAGGUAGCCGCAUCACUGUGCAUUGACCGGUUGCAUCGACGGCAGCUUGAAGUUGGCUUGUUGUUCACUGACAAGUCGCCGAACUUGCCCACAUUUCGGAGCAAAUGGCCCAGCGACCUGGGAGCCUCUUAGUGACGAGGUCCUCCCACGUUGGUCUGGAACAGCUGAAGCACUAGCUGAACCCAGUGCCAGGAUAAGGAAAGGAGAAGCAGCAUCCUCCAGGAUCUAUCAGUCAGUGAAACCCAGCCAUGGGGGAGGAUAGCAGCAGCCAAGGCCAGCCCGAGGAAAAGUGCAAGCCUGAGAAGCAGUUCACCUUGUGGUACAUGGGCUGCUCCACCCUGGACAGGAGGACCACCCUGCCCAUGUUGCCCUGGCUCAUGGCUGAGGUCCGCAGGCGCUGUGAGAAACAGGAGCCAGGGUCAUCCAUGGCAGCGCGGGAAGUUCAACUCAGCCUGGUCCGACCUCUCAUCAGGUGUGUCCCCAAGGCCACCAGCAGCAACCCCUCAGUCUUCAUCUUCGAGCAUAAGGCGCAGCAUGUCACUAGGUUCAUCCACAACAGCCACGACCUCACCUACUUCGCCUAUCUGAUCAGAACCCAACCUGACAACCCUGAGUCAGAGAUGGCUUGCCAUGUUUUCAGAGCCACUGACCCAAACCAGGUCCCUGAUGUUAUCAGUAGUAUUCGGCAAGUAUCCAAGGCCACACUAAAGGAGGACACAAAAUCCCGGCAGGUCAGUGAAGAUGCUUUCUACAACUCACAGAAGUAUGAGGUGCUGUACUGCGGUAAAGUGGUGGUGACACACAAGAAGGCUCCGUCCACCCUCAUCGAUGACUGCAUCGAGAAGUUCGCCCAGCACCAACUGGAAAAGGAGAGGCUGCAGCUGCUCAACGAGAAGCCUCUGGCCGACGUCACCGUUGACCAGGAGGAAGAUGAUGCCAGCGGGGACAUGGCACUUCCCCACGAUGUGGCUGACGGGGCAACGGUCAGCACCAACCUGCCUUCAGCCGGCGGCAGUCAGAGCGACCUGCUGGGCUUGGGUUUGCGUUCGGUCCUGACCGAACCCAGCCUGGAGGAUGCAUCUCUGGAAGAGGAGCAUGCCGAAUUCCGGUCGCGGUGUUACAGUGUCGCCAGCAUCCGGCUCAAGCGGGUGCCUGACCUGGGCACCAAAUUGCCAACUCGAAGACGUCAUGCCAGCGCUCCAAGUCACGUCCAACCCUCUGACACAGAGAAGAAUAGGACCAUGUUAUUCCAGGUCGGUCGGUUUGAAAUUAACCUCAUCAGUCCCGACACCAAAACAGUUGUACUUGAAAAGAAUUUCAAAAAUGUUUCCUCAUGUUCUCAGGGUAUUAAACACGUGGACCAUUUUGGGUUCAUUUGUCGAGAGAGUGCUGAACAGGGUCUAAAUCAAUAUGUGUGCUACGUGUUUCAGUGUGCGAAUGAAUCACUGGUGGAUGAGGUCAUGCUGACCUUGAAGCAGGCCUUUAGUACAGCUGCUGCCCUCCAGAAUGCUAAGACUCAGAUCAAACUCUGUGAGGCAUGCCCCAUGCAUUACCUGCAUAAACUCUGUGAACGGAUUGAAGGUAAAUAA